Wyeomyia smithii (pitcher-plant mosquito) is the source of this 621-nucleotide messenger RNA. Its product is annotated as probable salivary secreted peptide. Bases 95 to 448 code for a protein of 117 amino acids. The transcript has 2 exons. Lineage: Eukaryota; Metazoa; Arthropoda; Insecta; Diptera; Culicidae. The record is from RefSeq and is a predicted model, not a curated record.
CCGUUUGGCUUCCGAUAUCAGUUAACGGUGAGAAAGGCGAACGUGCAAAAUUUAUAACUUUCGGAAAUAACAUUUCCUCGGUUUUAUUGUCGCGAUGAAGUGCCUAGUGUUGGUCGCUAUUUUGAUUGCUUUCGGUGGUCUGGUGUACUGUCAGAGUAACAAUUACUUUUUCGGUUCCAAAACUCCGUACGAUGUUAUGCUGAACCGCACUAUCGCCACCAAGUCCUCAUCGAUGCUACAGGUCAAGACCAUGGAUUUGGUGUACCCGCUCAAGGGUCAAAUUGGUCGCAAUAUAACCGCAAUCAACAUCACUGAUCAGUACAUCAACGGUAAGGGUGGCUACGCUUUCCUGCAGGCCGGUGGUCCCGGCUAUAACUACACGACGAUUCAUUUGAAAUCGCAGCGGGGAAAUGGAUUUAGUUUUAUUGUGGAGAUUUACGGCCGUUAAGAGUGACGCCACUGUGGAGCGGAAUGCCGCGUACUUUUCAUUUGUCCUAAUCAUGAUGUGAUAAGAGCAGGGGGAGUUUAUUAAAAAGAUAAAAAGUGUACUUGUUGAAAGUAAUUGGCAAGUGCGGUUACCAAGUAUUGAGAUCUGUAAUAAAUCUGUUUAUAAAACACGCA